GCGGAGGGGCGGGGCCCGGCCGGGCUAUGGUAGCGCGCGGACGCCCGCACGGUGGCGGAACCAGGAGCGGGUGACCUGGACACAGCAGCAGCAGCACCAUGGCGAGCUCAACACAGGGACUCCCCAGCGCUGAGCUCUGGGCCUCCCAUAAUAAGAUGGUGAUGGAGCCACUGGACACCAAUGACCCAGAGGUGCACAGCAUCAUCAAGAAGGAGAAGCAGCGGCAGAGGUUGGGGCUGGAGUUAAUUGCUUCUGAGAACUUUGCAAGUCGAGCGGUCCUGGAGGCCCUGGGAUCCUGCAUGAACAACAAAUACUCCGAGGGUUACCCAGGACAGAGGUACUAUGGCGGGACAGAGUUUGUGGAUGAGCUGGAAAGGCUGUGCCAGAAGCGAGCCCUGCAGGCCUACCGGCUCGACCCCCAGAAAUGGGGAGUCAAUGUCCAGCCCUACUCAGGGUCACCCGCAAAUUUUGCUGUGUACACGGCCCUGGUGGAGCCCCAUGGCAGGAUCAUGGGGCUGGACCUGCCCGAUGGUGGCCACCUCACCCAUGGGUUCAUGACAGACAAGAAGAAGAUCUCUGCCACCUCUCUCUUCUUCGAGUCCAUGCCCUACAAGGUCAACCCCAAGACUGGUUACAUUGACUAUGACCAGCUAGAGGAGAAUGCCCGGCUCUUCCACCCCAAACUGAUCAUAGCAGGUGUCAGCUGCUACUCGCGGAACCUGGACUACGCCCGCAUGCGGAAGAUCGCUGACGACAACGGGGCCUACCUCAUGGCUGACAUGGCCCACAUCAGCGGGCUGGUGGCCGCCGGCGUGGUGCCUUCGCCCUUCGACCACUGCGACAUCGUCUCCACCACCACCCACAAGACCCUGCGGGGCUGCAGGGCCGGAAUGAUCUUCUACCGCAAAGGCACCCGCAGCGUGGACCCCAAGACAGGCAAGGAGACCCUCUACAACCUGGAGAGCCUCAUCAACCAGGCAGUGUUCCCAGGGCUGCAGGGAGGCCCACACAACCACGCCAUUGCAGGGAUCGCCGUGGCGCUGCAUCAGGCCAUGACACCCGAGUUCAAGGCUUACCAGCAGCAGGUGGUGGCCAACUGCAAGGCACUCUCAUCAGCACUGAUGGAGUUGGGCUAUGACAUUGUCACAGGGGGCUCUGACAACCACCUGAUCCUGGUGGACCUGCGCAGCAAAGGCACAGACGGCGGCCGGGCCGAGCGGGUGCUGGAGCUCUGCUCCAUCGCCUGCAACAAGAACACGUGCCCUGGUGACAUCAGUGCCCUGCGCCCCAGCGGCCUCAGGUUCGGGACACCAGCGCUCACCUCGCGUGGCUUCCGGCAGGACGAUUUCUGCAAGGUGGCCCAGUUCAUCCACAGAGGGAUCGAGCUGGCUCUGCGUGUGCAGAAAGACAUGAGCCCCAAGGCCACGCUGAAGGAAUUCAAGGACAAAUUGGAAGACCCAAAAUACCGUGGGGAGCUGAAGGCACUGAAGGAAGAGGUAGAAGCCUUUGCAGCCACGUUCCCGCUCCCGGGGCUGCCUGUCCUGUAA
Messenger RNA from Cinclus cinclus, 1547 nucleotides. It is a transcript of the gene SHMT1, whose product is annotated as serine hydroxymethyltransferase 1. The coding region runs from base 99 to 1547 and encodes 482 amino acids. The transcript is spliced from 12 exons. Gene Ontology annotation, cellular component: cytoplasm; cytosol; nucleus. Lineage: Eukaryota; Metazoa; Chordata; Aves; Passeriformes; Cinclidae. Gene Ontology annotation, molecular function: glycine hydroxymethyltransferase activity; serine binding; protein homodimerization activity. Gene Ontology annotation, biological process: protein homotetramerization; folic acid metabolic process; purine nucleobase biosynthetic process. The record is from RefSeq and is a predicted model, not a curated record.